UGUGGUGUCAUUGAACAUUGAACACUUCGCUUCGUCAUAACCGCUGUCUGCUUGUCAUAAUCGUUUUAUAGAAUUCAAAAUUUUGGUAUUAUGGCUGGAAAAAUUUUAGCAAUUAAAGAACAGGUCAAUGCGUCGCUUCAUGAUACGAACAAACCAUGGACAAAAUGUUUCGAAGAAGCAGAAAAAAAAUCAGGUGUAGAUAGACUUUAUAUAUUUGUAGGUUUGAUCGGGAUAGUGGGAGCCUGGUUGGUAUUUGGUUUCGCCGCUCAAUUAGUCUGUAAUUUUGUCGGGUUUAUAUAUCCAGCGUAUGCUUCAAUGAAAGCAUUAGAGUCGAAAAAUAAGGAUGAUGACACCAAAUGGUUGACCUACUGGGUAGUUUUUGCUUGUUUUUCUGUAGUUGAGUUCUUUUCAGAUUUCAUUGUGGGAUGGUUUCCUUUAUACUGGCUCAUAAAGUGUUCUCUCUUCAUUUGGCUUAUGGCACCAGGAUCUUUCAACGGCUCCAACUUUAUUUAUUCCAAGUUCAUAAGGUCUCAUUUCCUCAAACAUCAAAAUUCUGUCGAUGAAGCAAUUGACAAAUUAAUUCAUGCAGGUGCUGAAGGUCUCUCAAAACUAGAGAAAAAGGGCGACUAACUUAAUAAAUGCUAAAAUUAUUCUCAAAGAUAUUGUGGAGCAUUCAACAUUUCAUAUUGAAUCAAAUAUCUUAUUAUAUUUGAUGAUACGAGCCUUUUAAAAGAUUCAUAGUCAAGAAGGCUAUGGAAUAUUGAGGGUUAACCUCACCUGUGUCUAUUUGAACAUGGUGCUAUAGGAGCUUAGAACUUCGUUCAAUCUGUGUAUUUCAAUUCCCAUAGCCUUAGUGAUGUAGAAUUUUUUAAAACGUUCCUUAUUUUUUUCACCAUCCCAAAAUAUUAGUUUUGGGUUGUAUAAAAACAUUGGCGAGAGUAUUAACACCAUAUUUUUAUUUUAAAUAAAAAGUAUUUAUUUUUCAAAUGGGGAAAAAAAUGGAUCGAAAAUCAUCGAACUUCUAUAUUCGUAUUCUGUAUUAUUCCACAUAAUAUAUUCUUUUCAGCACAGUUAAAUCAGAUAUAUACUUAUCUAAAAAUUAUUGUCGAGUCCUCGUGGAUCUUUCAUAACUUAUUAAUUUAUCUAUAACUGCUUUUAUUGUUGGUGGCCUAAAAAUGUUCCAAUUUUAACAUUUUCUUUGCAUAUGUGAAGCAUGUCAGGUACUAAAAUUAAUAUAAGUCGGCUUGAAACCACCGAUUGGGAACUAAUUUUAACUAUCAAUUAGCAUGGAUUAUUUUUCUGUUUCUUUUGUCCACUGAGUGAAUUUUUUGAUUUCAAAGGUGAAAUACUUUUUAAUUCUAUGGUAUGUAUAAUACUUGUAGUAUUAGAAAUUCAUGUUGCACACCUCAAAAAAGGUGUAAUCGAUUUGCUGAGGUCCAAAAUAUUUUAGGACAUUGAGAACUUCAAUGUAAUCGAAAAACUCUGCGUUUUAUAAAUAAGAAUUAACGAAAAAUCCAAGGGUUUUUUUCGGUUAACUUUGAUACUACACCAAAAAUUUGGCACCAUUAGGCGAAUCCGCGAUGUACGGUUUUUGUAAUUUUCAAUUCUCUCACUUUCAAACUUUUCUGGCCACCUUUUGUAUAUGUAUAUAUGUUUUUAUAUUGUUCCUCACUGUAACUUGGUUAUUAUUUCUGAAUUUUCAGUUGAACUUUAUACAGUUAAUCAAAUUGUACAGCCUCUUCAGAAUAAACGAACUAUAUAGGUUA
Messenger RNA from Coccinella septempunctata (seven-spotted ladybird), 1766 nucleotides. RefSeq names its product receptor expression-enhancing protein 5 (gene ReepB). NCBI's taxonomy places the organism in Eukaryota, Metazoa, Arthropoda, Insecta, Coleoptera, Coccinellidae. Bases 91 to 630 code for a protein of 179 amino acids. The transcript is spliced from 4 exons. The record is from RefSeq and is a predicted model, not a curated record.